AUGAUCUCGUCCAGCGUGCCCGCAAGGGUCUGCAGUUCCACUGCCCGCAGCCUUCAAGUCUCGAGUGUGUUGCGCCAUGGAAUCUCUCCCUCGAGCUGUGAUGCUUUACAGUUCUCCCUCUUUGCACGCAACCUGCAAUGCUCCGCUCAACACCCUCGUCAAAACGCUCUCCAUUCCACAUCUCGCCGAUCCUUUCAUUCCUCCUCACGCCAACAAUCCAAGUCCUCGUCUUCCUUCAACCGAAUCUCAUACAAGCUUGCCGUCUCCUCCUCUGGCAAGGGUCGGCGCUUUCACCCUCUCAAAAAUGCCUACCACUUUGAUCCCGCGGUCUCCGACGUGAUCGGAGUCUCUCGAGACCCGGAUCCUGGUGUUCGCCGGCGCAAUCGUCCAGACAGCGGUGAAGAUGCCUUCUUCGUCAGUCGCGUGGGUGCCGAAACGUCGGGCCAUCCGGACACAGACGGUGCUGUGGCCUUUGCCAUCGCGGAUGGAGUGGGCGGUUGGACGGAGUCCCGAGUAGAUCCGGCGGACUUUUCUCACGGUCUAUGUGGCUAUAUGGCUCAGUCGGCGUUGGCGUGGGAUUCGCCCGCGGAGAAAUUGCGUCCCAAGCAGCUGUUGCAAGCGGGAUAUGAUCAAAUUGUGAAAGAUCCCACAAUCAAGGCGGGAGGCAGCACCGCCUCCGUCGGGGUGGCCCUUCCUGAUGGUCGAGUGGAGUUGGCCAACCUAGGCGAUUCAGGCUCCGUCCUGCUUCGUCUCGCGGCCGUGCAUCAUUACUCCGUCCCGCAAACCCAUGGCUUCAAUACGCCUUAUCAACUCAGUGUGAUUCCUCCCAAAAUGCGUGCCCAGGCGUCGGUCUUUGGGGGAUCUUUCCUAGAAGAUACCCCCCAGGACGCGGCCGUGACCAAUGUCCAGAUGCAACAUGGUGAUGUGCUCAUCCUGGCGACUGACGGUGUCUUUGAUAACCUGAACAAUCAGGAUAUCUUAAAGAUCGUCACCACUCGGAUGGUAAUGACCGGUGCCUGGACAGCGACUGAGGAUUCGGGAGUGAAGAUCUCAGACGAGAUUGCCCGUCUGACGGCCCUCGAGUCCGUCUACACAUUACAGUCUCUGCUCGCCGCCUCCAUCGCCGGCGAGGCCAAAGUGGCCAGUAUGGACUUCCGACGGGAUGGGCCCUUUGCCAAGGAAGCCCAGCGCUAUUACCCCGGAGACUAUUAUCGCGGCGGUAAAGUGGAUGACAUUUGUGCUUUGGUGAUGGUUGCUAUUGAUGAAAGCUUGAUCAAGGCGGAGUGA
Molecule: messenger RNA, 1287 nt
Organism: Penicillium oxalicum
Lineage: Eukaryota; Fungi; Ascomycota; Eurotiomycetes; Eurotiales; Aspergillaceae
Gene: ppmA
Product: type 2C protein phosphatase PTC7
Exons: 2
Coding region: 1-1287 (428 amino acids)
Source: RefSeq, a predicted model, not a curated record